GAUUCACCCACACUGGAGCUGCAUUUACGCUGGACUCCCAAACAUACUGGCACUGAUCGGCACAGCCAUGUUGUUUUAUGUCAUACUCUUGCUGCGUGAGCGGGGAUCCUUUUGCAAGAGACGACAAAGGCAUACAGGCGGUGAACAUCCCGACUAUUGUGAUGUCCAGAGAAUGACCCGAAAUGAGCUGAGAAACCAUACACUUCUAUUGGAGAAUGCGGAAACAAGGCACUUCAAAAGCCCAGUGAGAGAUGUCACAUUUGGACUCAAGCCAAUGGAUGUUCUUGGAUUAGUGGGUGAACGGUCUGGAAAGACUAGUAUUAAUAAAGUAAUUGUAUCGGAUAUCAAUCUAUCUUCGGGUCGUGUUCUAGUCAAAGGCAUCGACGUUCACAGCAGGAAAAUAAACCGCUACAAGGCCUACAAAUAUAUGGGAUAUUGCCCCCAAACCGAUUGUUUUGAGUCCAAAUUUACAGGUCGUGAAAAUUUAAAAAUAUUUUGUCUUAUUCGUGGCAUAAGAGCAUAUAAAGUGCGAGAAGUAUCCGAAGAACUGGCCGAAAAUCUCAACUUUCGGGAGCAUUUGGAUAAAUCUUCCGGGAAGUAUACGGUCAGUGACAGACGAAAAUUAAGCACAGCAAUUGCAGUAAUAGGAACACCGCCACUUAUUAUAUUGGAUGAGCCAACCGCUGGAGUGGAGAGGGCGCAUCGAUCGGAUGUUUUGGAUGUGCUAAAAAGCGUCAACGAAUGUGGCAGCACCAUACUAUUAUCCUCAAACAAUAUUGAAGAUUUUCAAUCGCUUUGCAAUCGAAUGGCACUGCUAAACCGGGGCAAAGUAAUUGGUAUUGGUUCUGUAGAGAGCUUUCGAAAUAGUUUAAAGCCAGGAUUGAUAUUAAUGGUAAAAGUCAGACCACAUGCGAUAGUGCAAAGUGUGAGAAAUGUACGAUUUCAACCAAGCGAGCAAGAAAUAGUUUCCAAUAUAACUACAUUCCUGUUGCACGCAUUCCAAACAGUUUAUCUGCUAGAGAAAGUUCAGGGGGAUCUUUUGUAUUACAUAAACAACACUACGAUUCCACUCGCCGAAGCCUUCAAAAUAAUAGAACAAAACCGACACGAACUUUUCAUUUCGGACUUCCAUUUAAAACAUGAGAAUAUUGAACUAACCUUUGUGACUCAAAACUUUCGAAUUCUAAAAUAAAUUAAUAG
Molecule: messenger RNA, 1200 nt
Organism: Drosophila obscura
Lineage: Eukaryota; Metazoa; Arthropoda; Insecta; Diptera; Drosophilidae
Product: ATP-binding cassette sub-family A member 17-like
Exons: 5
Coding region: 68-1192 (374 amino acids)
Biological process (GO): lipid transport; transmembrane transport
Cellular component (GO): intracellular membrane-bounded organelle; membrane
Molecular function (GO): lipid carrier activity; ABC-type transporter activity; ATP hydrolysis activity
Source: RefSeq, a predicted model, not a curated record